GGAUAAUCUUCAUUGUACACGUAUCCUUAUGAGAUAUUUAGAGCAACACAUUCCAGGCGAUCGAACAACACUGCCGAAACCUUUGCCACGACUCCCUGACUAUUUGUGUUGAGUUUGACUUUGCGCACUUAUUGAGGCUUCCCUGCAUCUAGAAAAAUGCCCACUCUACAGACGAAGGCAUUGCUGAACAACGGCCAGCAGAUCCCCGCCCUGGGAUAUGGCCUUUGGAAAACGCUACCCAGCCAAGCGAAGGAAGUCGUGGCCGAAGCAUUGAGGGUUGGGUAUAGACAUAUCGACUCGGCCGCGUCGUACAAGAAUGAAGCUGGAGCUAGCGAGGCCAUUCACGAGGCCGCCGAUAUCCCGCGUUCCGAGGUCUAUUUCACUUCCAAAGUCCGCCUGAUCACCUACGACGACUGUACAGCGCAGAUCAAGAAGACCUUGGCCGAAACUGGCUUCAACUAUAUCGACCUGAUGCUUCUGCACUGCCCGUACGGCACGUCUGAAGGUCGCAAGGGCGCUUGGAAGGCUCUUGUAGAGGCCCAGGAGGCCGGGAAGGUCAAGUCCAUCGGGGUGAGUAAUUACGGCAUCCAUCACCUUGACCAGCUCGAGCAGCAUAUCAGCGAGCUUGAGGUCGAGCGUGGAGGAAAAGGCAAGGGUGGAAAGAUCAAUGUCGCUCAGUAUGAACUCCACCCUUGGUGUGCGAGAAGGGAGAUUGUAGAGUGGUGCAAAGCGCGCGAUAUCAUUGUUGAGGCCUACAGCCCGCUUGUCCGCGGGGAGCGAUGGGGUGAAGCGCAGUUGGUGAAGCUAGCCGAGAAGUACGGCAAGUCAGAGGCGCAGAUCUUGCUCAGGUGGAGUCUGCAGAAGGGCUUCAUUCCGUUGCCGAAGAGUGUCACACCUGCGAGGAUUCGGGACAACACCGAUAUCUACGACUUCGAACUGAGCGAGGCUGACAUGAUAAGCUUGGAGACCGACGAGUAUGCCCCGGUCUGCUGGGAUCCCACGGUUAGCCCCUUCGAAUCAAGCCCUCAAUAAAAUUUGAAUAUCUAUCUCCAAA
This is a messenger RNA of Ilyonectria robusta, 1054 nucleotides long. RefSeq names its product 2,5-diketo-D-gluconic acid reductase A. Gene Ontology annotation, molecular function: oxidoreductase activity. Lineage: Eukaryota; Fungi; Ascomycota; Sordariomycetes; Hypocreales; Nectriaceae. The record is from RefSeq and is a predicted model, not a curated record. Bases 157 to 1032 code for a protein of 291 amino acids. The transcript is spliced from 4 exons.